Molecule: messenger RNA, 873 nt
Organism: Fraxinus pennsylvanica
Lineage: Eukaryota; Viridiplantae; Streptophyta; Magnoliopsida; Lamiales; Oleaceae
Source: the annotation of a GenBank genome assembly
AUGUACCUUUUUGGUGGAAAUGCGUUGAAGUUGCCUUCUGGGGCUAGCUUUCGAGGAGAUAUCAACAUUCUUCUUGUUGGUGAUCCUGGAACGAGCAAAUCUCAGCUGCUCCAAUACAUACACAAGCUGUCUCAUCGUGGUAUCUAUACCAGUGGACGAGGAAGCUCUACUGUUGGGUUGACUGCGUAUGUUGCCAAAGAUCCUGAGACAGGAGAAACUGUUCUGGAGAGUGGAGCCUUGGUUCUAACUGACAGAGGGAUCUGCUGUAUUGAUGAAUUUGACAAAAUGUCCGAAAAUGCAAGGAGCAUGUUACAUGAGGCUGAUGAGCAGACAGACAGGCGCCUUGCGAAACACGUUGUGGCAUUACACUUCGAAAAUCCUGAGCAUUCAGACCACGAUGUUAUAGACCUUUCAAUGUUAACUGCUUAUUUGAGCUAUGCUCGGAAAUAUAUACAUCUGAAGUUAUCAGAUGAAGCUGCUGAAGAGUUGACAAGAGGGUAUGUGGAGAUGAGAAGAAGACGAAAUUUCCCUGGAAGCAGCAAAAAGGUUGAAAAGCCAGAUGUUGUGGAGGCUUUCAGGCUCCUUGAAGUUGCACUGCAGCAUUCUGCUACAAACCACUCAACUGGAACUAUUGAUAUGGAUCUCAUUACAACUGGGGUUUCUGCAAGUGAAAGGAUGAGAAGGGAGAAUUUAUUACUGGAAGAGUUGAAGAAACAAAGUGCUGGCGCUGAAGUUCACCUCGGUGAUGUAAGUUCCUUGUCUCUCUGUGCGCACGAGCGUGUAUGUGUGAGAAUUUUGCCAAUUGAAGGAUUUUUGGGUCUUGCAAGUGAAGGAUUUGUUGCUAUUCAUGGGGAUAAUGUAAAGAGAAUAUGA